Molecule: messenger RNA, 1839 nt
Organism: Propithecus coquereli (Coquerel's sifaka)
Lineage: Eukaryota; Metazoa; Chordata; Mammalia; Primates; Indriidae
Gene: BGN
Product: biglycan
Exons: 8
Coding region: 175-1284 (369 amino acids)
Molecular function (GO): protein binding
Source: RefSeq, a predicted model, not a curated record
AGCCUUUAGCCUCCCGCCGGCCCGCCUCCGACUCCCUCUCUCCACCAACUGCCCAGGAGUGAGCAGCUGCUUUCUGUCCGCCCGACGACAGACAGAAGCACAGACGGCCGCCAUCCCAGCCUGCCAACUAGCCAGCCUGCGCCUGGCCUUUUCCCCUCCGCAGGCACAGCCACCAUGCGGCCACUGUGGCUCCUCGCGUCUCUGCUGGCCCUGAGCCAAGCCCUGCCCUUUGAGCAGAAGGGUUUCUGGGACUUCACCCUGGACGAUGGGCUGCUCAUGAUGAAUGACGAGGAGGCUUCGGGCGCUGACACGACCUCAGGCAUCCCAGACCUGGACUCCCUCACGCCCACCUUCAGCUCCAUGUGUCCUUUCGGCUGUCACUGCCACCUGCGGGUUGUUCAGUGCUCUGACCUGGGUCUGAAGUCUGUGCCCAAAGAGAUCUCGCCUGACACCACGCUGCUGGACCUGCAGAACAACGACAUCACUGAACUCCGCAAGGAUGACUUCAAAGGCCUCCAGCACCUCUACGCCCUCGUCCUGGUGAACAACAAGAUCUCCAAGAUCCACGAGAAGGCCUUCAGCCCCCUGCGGAAACUGCAGAAGCUCUACAUCUCCAAGAACAACCUGGUAGAGAUCCCUCCCAGCCUGCCCGGCUCCCUGGUGGAGCUGCGCAUCCACGACAACCGCAUCCGCAAGGUGCCCAAGGGCGUAUUCAGUGGGCUCCGCAGCAUGAACUGCAUUGAGAUGGGCGGGAACCCCCUGGAGAACAGUGGCUUUGAACCUGGAGCCUUUGACGGCCUGAAGCUCAACUACCUGCGCAUCUCAGAGGCCAAGCUUACCGGCAUCCCCAAAGACCUCCCCGAGACCCUGAAUGAGCUCCAUCUGGACCACAACAAGAUCCAGGCUAUCGAGCUGGAGGACCUGCUCCGCUACUCCAAGCUGUACAGGCUGGGCCUGGGCCACAACCAGAUCCGGAUGAUUGAGAAUGGUAGCCUGAGUUUCCUACCCACCCUGCGGGAGCUGCACUUGGACAACAACAAGCUAUCCAGGGUGCCCGCUGGGCUCCCAGACCUCAAGCUCCUGCAGGUGGUCUACCUGCAUUCCAACAACAUCACCAAAGUGGGCGUCAAUGACUUCUGCCCCGUGGGCUUUGGGGUGAAGCGGGCCUACUACAACGGCAUCAGCCUCUUCAACAACCCUGUGCCGUACUGGGAGGUGCAGCCAGCCACCUUCCGCUGCGUCACCGACCGCCUGGCCAUCCAGUUUGGCAACUACAAAAAGUAGAGGCAGCUGCAGCCACCAUGGUGGCCUCGGUGGGGGUUUCUGGGGAGUACAGCCAGAUGUCCUGAAGGGGGGAAAGCAAGAAAGCAAAGCCCGUGCCCAGCUGCAUCCAACCUAGCCCCCCACCUUUGGUCCCUGACCCCAACUUGCCACCCACCACGGUCUCUCCCUAGCUCCCAAGUGCCCAAGUAGGCACAAGACCCAGCCCCUGCCACAUACCCCUCGGCUUUAGAGCUGCCCCUGCCACCCCCCAUGGCCACUCAGAGGCACCCUAUGAAGCUUUCUUCUUAUCCGCUAAAAAGUCCAGUUGUCCGAGCUCCAGUCCUAGGAAAGUGACCCUGCCGUCUGCGGGGCGGGAGGGCUCGCAGGAACGAAGACAGUGGAUUCUGCCAAGGCCGGGCUUUCCUCUUCCUCACUCACUUCUGGCUUUCCAGCCCCCCUCAGUCCUGCUCCCCCCGAACACCCAUGCCCCCACUCAGCCACCUUGUUCUACUGGCCCUUGGGGACCAGUUCUCUCUCUCUCUCUUUCUCUGUCUCUCUCUGCCCCCACCCGCCCCA